GGGCGGGGGAAGCGAUCUGCGCAUGCGCACGGGUCAAGGACUGAGCGCGCCCGUGCUCUGCGCAUGCGCCCAGGUGUGGGGCAGUGUGUGGUGCCUGUUGGGCGCAGCGUGAGGCGGCGGGAGCGGCUGGCGCCAUGGCUCGCAACGCAGAGAAGGCCAUGACGGCCUUGGCCAGAUUUCGGCAAGCUCAGCUUGAGGAAGGAAAAGUUAAGGAACGAAGACCUUUCCUUGCCUCAGAGUGUAAUGAAUUGCCUAAAGCUGAGAAAUGGAGGCGACAGAUCAUUGGUGAAAUCUCCAAGAAAGUGGCACAGAUUCAAAACGCUGGAUUAGGCGAAUUCAGAAUUCGGGACCUGAACGAUGAGAUAAACAAACUUUUGAGGGAGAAAGGACACUGGGAAUUUAGAAUAAAGGAGCUGGGAGGUCCUGAUUAUGCUCGGAUUGGACCGAAAAUGUUAGAUCAUGAAGGGAAAGAAGUUCCAGGAAAUAGAGGUUACAAAUAUUUUGGAGCUGCAAAGGAUUUACCAGGAGUUAGAGAACUCUUUGAAAAGGAACCCCUCCCACCACCUCGGAAGACUCGAGCUGAGCUUAUGAAAAACAUUGAUGCAGAGUACUAUGGCUACAGGGAUGAAGAUGAUGGUAUUCUGGAGCCACUGGAACAAGAACAUGAAAAGAAAGUUAUAGCAGAAGCAGUGGAAAAAUGGAAAAUGGAGAGAGAAGCACGACUUGCGAGAGGUGAGGAGGAAGAGGAGGAGGAAGUAAAUAUCUAUGCUGUCAACGAUGAUGAGUCUGAUGAGGAAGGUAGCAAGGAAAGAGAAGGUGAAGAAGGCCAACAGAAAUUUAUUGCACAUGUUCCAGUGCCAUCUCAGCAGGAGAUUGAGGAAGCUCUUGUACGGAGGAAGAAGAUGGAGCUCCUUCAGAAGUAUGCCAGUGAAACCCUCAUGGCACAGAGUGAAGAAGCAAAAACACUUUUAGGAUUGUAACAUUGCACCAGUAUGUCCUGGGUUUCAUAUUAUCUGCCUUAAAGCAGUAGGUUCAGAUAUUCUGGUGGCACUCACUUCUAGCUCUGGAAGACCCUUUGGGUGUUAGGAGUAAAGUGCUGGAGUUACAGUGUGUUCUGAAGACUUUUUGGCUUCUCCACUAGGUUGACUUGCACUUCAGUGCUGAAAAAGGUCAAGCCUAGGGUAACUUGUCUCUACAUCUUCAGUAACUGCCUCCAGUCCUUUCAGGUUGUAAAAUGGUUUGUGCAGUGGUGUCUCUUACAGACAGAACCACAAACCCUGGGACUUCUCAACUGCUGAAGGAAAAGUAUGUUGCUGCCAUACUCAGCUGUGUCCUGAUGGAGGUGUACACAUCUUUCUCAUGUUGAUAUUUGCUGACCCGAAUCCAGAAGUGAAUUGCUCUGUUGUGCCUGGUUAGCUUACCAGGAUAGCCUAGAGCCUGUUUGGAGAUAACCCUGGUAGCAGAUCUUACGAGUGGCUUCAGAGUCGAUGUGGUUCUUUAUGUAACACGUGCAAGUGUCUAAAAGUUGUUACACUCUUUGUGGUUUGUUAUCGAGCCUGAGUGAAUUGCUUAAAUGCUGGAUAUUUCAGCAGCCAUUGUAAAUAAUUCCAACUUCACAAUACCUUGUUCAAAUAUUUUUAGUAAAAUUUUUACCCUACAACCUCAUGUCUUGUU
This is a messenger RNA of Cuculus canorus (common cuckoo), 1674 nucleotides long. It is a transcript of the gene ISY1, whose product is annotated as ISY1 splicing factor homolog. The coding region runs from base 135 to 980 and encodes 281 amino acids. Lineage: Eukaryota; Metazoa; Chordata; Aves; Cuculiformes; Cuculidae. Gene Ontology annotation, cellular component: post-spliceosomal complex; catalytic step 2 spliceosome; post-mRNA release spliceosomal complex. The transcript has 11 exons. Gene Ontology annotation, biological process: mRNA 3'-splice site recognition; generation of catalytic spliceosome for second transesterification step. The record is from RefSeq and is a predicted model, not a curated record.